AUUGGUUAAUAAUUAAUUUAAGUUUUAAUACUUGGUCAGCAAGAAAUCACUAUAAAAGGUCUGUUUCUCUGAAGUGUUCUUUACAAACCAUCAGCCAUGAGAGCUCUUGUGCUUGCCCUGACUGUGGUCCUUGUGGCAUCUCAACAGAUCAACCUUGUCCCUGAGUUUGCCCCUGAUAAGACCUAUGUGUACAAGUAUGAGGCUCUACUCUUGGGCGGUCUUCCUCAAGAAGGUUUGGCCAGAGCAGGUAUAAAAGUCAACAGCAAGGUUCACCUCAGUGCUGUGACAGAGAACACCUUUCUGAUGAAGCUCAUGGAACCUGUAAUCUACGAGUACGCUGGUAUUUGGCCAAAGGAUCCAUUUUUUCCUGCCACUAAGCUCACCUCAGCAUUGGCUGCUCAGCUUCAGAUUCCCAUCAAGUUUGAGUAUGCUAAUGGUGUGGUUGGAAAGGUAUUUGCCCCUGCAGGAGUCUCCCCUACUGUAUUGAACUUACACAGAGGUAUCCUCAACAUCCUUCAGCUCAACCUCAAGAAGACCCAGAACAUCUAUGAGCUGCAAGAGGCUGGAGCUCAGGGAGUGUGCAGGACCCACUAUGUCAUCAGUGAGGAUCCAAAGGCCAACCACAUUACCGUAACCAAGUCUAAGGAUCUGAGCCACUGCCAGGAGAGAAUCAUGAAGGACGUUGGCUUGGCAUACACUGAGAGGUGUCAUGAAUGCACAGAGAGAAUCAAGAGUCUGAUUGAAACUGCAACUUACAAUUACAUCAUGAAACCGGCGUCCGCUGGUGUUCUAAUCGCUGAAGCAACAGUUGAGGAAGUGCAUCAGUUUUCACCCUUCAAUGAGAUCCAUGGUGCUGCCCAAAUGGAAGCAAAACAAACCUUGGCUUUUGUUGAGAUUGAGAAGACCCCUGUUGCUCCAAUCAAAGCUGAUUACUUGGCCCGUGGAUCCCUGCAAUAUGAGUUUGCAACUGAGAUUCUUCAGACCCCCCUUCAUCUAAUGAAGAUCAGUGAUGCUCCAGCCCAGAUUAUCGAGAUCCUUAAGCACCUUGUUGCAAACAAUGUGGACAUGGUCCAUGAAGACGCUCCACUCAAGUUUGUUCAGCUCAUCCAGCUCCUGCGUGUUUCCACCCUGGAGAACAUUGAGGCUAUCUGGGCUCAGUUCAAGGACAAACCAGCUUACAGGCGCUGGCUCCUGGAUGCUCUUCCUUCGGUUGGCACACCAGUCAUUGUAAAAUUCAUCAAGGAGAAGUUCUUGGCUGGUGAACUUACCCUUCCAGAGUUCAUUCAGGCUCUUGUGGUUGCUCUGCAAAUGGUCACUGCUGAUUUGGACACCAUCCAAUUGACAGCUAGUUUGGCUAUGCAUGAGAAAAUCGCCAAAAUCCCAGCUCUCCGUGAAGUUGUAAUGCUUGGAUAUGGUUCCAUGAUUGCCAGGCACUGUGCUGCAGUUCCCUCUUGCUCUGCUGAGCACCUCAGGCCCAUUCAUGAUAUUGCUGCAGAGGCAACUUCUAAAAAUGACAUUCCUGAAAUCACAUUGGCUCUUAAAGUUCUUGGCAAUGCUGGUCACCCUGCUAGUCUUAAACCCAUCAUGAAGCUCCUGCCAGGACUGAGAACUGCAGCUACAUCUCUGCCCCUUAGAGUCCAGGUUGAUGCUAUCUUGGCCCUGAGGAACAUUGCCAAGAAAGAACCCAAACUGGUUCAGCCAGUGGCCCUGCAGCUUGUGUUGGAUAGAGCUCUCCACCCAGAAGUGCGCAUGGUUGCUUGUAUUGUAUUGUUUGAGGCCAAGCCAUCAGUGGCUCUUGUCUCCAGUCUUGCUGGUGCUUUGAAGACUGAAACCAACAUGCAUGUUGUGAGCUUCGCUUACUCCCACAUCAAGUCCUUGACCAGAAUCACUGCUCCUGAUAUGGCAGCUGUUGCUGGUGCAGCUAAUGUUGCCAUUAAGCUCAUGAGCCGCAAGCUAGACAGACUUAGUUACCGUUUCAGCAGAGCCCUUCAGCUGGACUUCUAUCAUACUUCACUCAUGGUUGGAGCUGCUGGCAGUGCCUACAUGAUCAAUGAUGCUGCAACCAUCCUGCCCAGAGCUGUUGUAGCUAAAGCACGUGCUUAUCUGGCUGGAGCUGCUGCUGAUGUUCUUGAGAUUGGUGUGAGAACUGAAGGAAUCCAGGAGGCUCUUCUGAAAUCUCCUGCUGCAGAUGAAGGUGUUGACCAAAUCACAAAGAUUAAGCGCACCCUGAGAGCACUCACAAACUGGAAGGAUUUACCAAACAAUCAGCCAUUGGCUUCAGCCUACAUCAAAUUACUUGGACAAGAAGUGGCUUUUGUCAAGAUUGACAAGACCAUCAUUGAAGAAGCUAUACCGAAAGUUUCUCAACAACACAUUCCCCAGAUUGUGAGUGGAACCAAAUCACGUGAACUGUUGAAGGCGGCUCUUAAAGCUUUGCAGGAAGGAAUUGCCUUGCAGUAUGCCAAACCUCUGCUUGCAGCUGAAGUGCGUCGUAUCUUGCCAACAGCAGUUGGUUUGCCCAUGGAGUUUAGUUUGUACACUGCUGCUGUUGCUGCUGCAAGUGUCAAUGUUAAGGCCACCAUUACACCUCCUCUUCCUGAGGAGAUUGAGACCAUGACUCUUGAGCAGCUGAAGAAGACUGAUAUUCAACUCCAGGCUGAAGCUAGACCAAGUAUUGCUCUCCAGACCUUUGCUGUGAUGGGAGUGAACACUGCCUUGAUCCAAGCUGCUGUUAUGGCGAGAGGAAAAAUCCGUACAAUUGCUCCUGGAAAAGUGGCUGCAAGAGCAGACAUUCUCAAGGGCUACUACAAGGUGGAGGCUCUGCCUGUUGAGGUUCCUGAACACAUCGCUGAUCUGAGCUUUGAGACUCUUGCUGUGGUCAGAAACAUUGAAGAGCCUUCUGCUGAGAGGACUGUUCCUUUAGUAUCGGAGUUGGCUGUGCAGAAAUCCCAGACAUCUGCUGAAUAUAUGUCAUCUGAGAAUUCAGAUGAGGUUCCUAUGAGAGCUCCUGCUCCAUUUGACAAGACUCUCUGUCUUGCUGUCCCAUACAUUGAAAUCAAGGGAUGCGUUGAGGUGCACUCUCACAAUGCUGCUUUCAUCAGAAAUACUCCUCUGUUCUACAUAAUUGGACAACACUCAGCCCGUGUUACAGUGGCAAGAGCGGAAGGUCCUGCUGUUGAAAGACUGGAGCUUGAAGUCCAAGUUGGUCCUAGAGCUGCCGAGAGGCUCCUUAAGCAAAUCAGUCUCAUUGAUGAGGAGACUGCAGAAGGAAAGGAUUUCCUGUUGAAACUGAAGGACAUCCUGGACACUGAAGAUAAAAACAGGAACUCUUCUGAAAGCAGCAGCAGCAGCCGCAGUAGCAGUAGUAGGAGUAGCAGCAGCAGCAGCAGAAGCAGCAGCAGUUCAAGCUCCUCAGGGUCCAGGUCUCGUGUGACCAAGACUGCCACCAUCAUGGAGGCUUUCGGGAAAUUCCACAAGGAUCGGUAUUUGGCACCCCAUGGUGACUCAAAGAAAGUUAGCAGUGGAAGUUCUGGAUCUAGCUUUGAGCGUAUCCAGAAACAGGCUAAGUUUCUCGGAAAUUCAGGUUCACCUGUUUUUGCUGUCAUUGCCCGUGCUGUGAGAGUUGACCACAAACUGCUGGGCUACCAACUUGCUGCUUACUUUGACAAACCAACUGCAAGAGUGCAAAUUGUUGUUUCUUCCAUCGCUGAAAAUGACAAUCUGAAGAUCUGUGUUGAUGGUGCUGUGCUGAGCAAGCACAAAAUGACUGCCAAGCUUGCUUGGGGUCCAGAGUGCCAGCAGUAUGCAGUCACUGCUAAAGCAGAGGCUGGUGUACUGGGUGAAUUCCCUGCUGCGCGUUUAGAGCUGGAAUGGGAGAGGCUGCCGAUUACUGUCACCAGCUAUGCUAAAAAAAUGUCCAAACACAUCCCUAUGGCGGCUUUCCAGACGGGAUUCAGCCUUGAAAGAGUAAUGAACAGUGAGAAAGAGAUUGAACUUACUGCAGCCUUGCCAACUCAGAGGUCCUUGAAUGUCAUUGCUAGGAUUCCAGAGAUGACACUGUCAAGAAUGGGUAUUCCUCUCCCCUUCACUGUUCCCAUCAAUCCAGAUGGAUCUCUUUCCAUUCAUAUUGAUGAGGACAUUCUCUCCUGGAUCCAGAAACAUAUCAAGGAAGAAUAAUAGAUAAAAAUAAUAUUUGACAUUUUUCCGAAGAAAAUGUUGAGCUCUGUUAAUGUAUAUUUAAGUAUUCCUCAACAGUUUUAUUGAAAGCAUUACCGCUGUUGUCAUGCAUGUAAUGUAACGCAGUUUAAUGCUAAUAAAUACCUUGCAAGUGAAA
Messenger RNA from Carassius gibelio (silver crucian carp), 4333 nucleotides. Its product is annotated as vitellogenin-like. The transcript is spliced from 28 exons. Gene Ontology annotation, molecular function: lipid carrier activity. NCBI's taxonomy places the organism in Eukaryota, Metazoa, Chordata, Actinopteri, Cypriniformes, Cyprinidae. Gene Ontology annotation, biological process: lipid transport. The record is from RefSeq and is a predicted model, not a curated record. The coding region runs from base 97 to 4176 and encodes 1359 amino acids.